AUGGCAACUGAUUUUUUUACCAAAUGGGUGGAGGCAAUUCCUAUGAAGAAAGUAGAGCAAAGGGAUGUGAUUCAAUUCAUAAAAGAACAUGGUAUUCAUAGAUUUGGCAUCCCACAGUCCAUCACUACUGAUCAAUUAACGAUGUUCACUAGGGAAGACAUGAAAGAAUUUGUAAAAGAUUAUAGGAUAAAAGUAAUCAAGUCUACCCCAUUCUAUGCACAGGCCAAUGGACAAGCAGAGGCAUCAAAUAAAAUCCUCAUUAGAAUUUUGGAGAAAAUGUUAGAAGAUAAUCUAAGGGACUGGCCAAGAAUUCUUUUUGAAACCCUAUGGGCUUAUAGGACAUCCAAAAGAAGUUCUACAAGUAUGAGUCCAUUUUUCCUCACUUAUGGUCAUGAUGUUGUGUUGCCUAUGGAAAUAGUAGUGCCUUCAUUAAGAGUAGUAAAACAGAAUGCUCUUCAGCCUUUGUAA
Molecule: messenger RNA, 468 nt
Organism: Ricinus communis (castor bean)
Lineage: Eukaryota; Viridiplantae; Streptophyta; Magnoliopsida; Malpighiales; Euphorbiaceae
Exons: 1
Coding region: 1-468 (155 amino acids)
Biological process (GO): DNA integration
Molecular function (GO): nucleic acid binding
Source: RefSeq, a predicted model, not a curated record